AUGCCAAACGGACUGCCGCGCCUGCGGGCUCUCUUCACCAGUUGGGUGAGGAAUAGCGGGACCAGCAUGCAGAAACAAUCAGUGCAGGUGAGUAGUAAAUCCAUGCAAACCAGGCAGAUCACCCAAAGCGCAAGAAGCAACGGCACAUCCAAAGCAGCCGCAACCGCAACGGCAACCGCAGGAGGGACGAUGCUACUCAUCUCCCCAAUCAUGUUUGAAGCGAAACACAAAGAGGAAGAAAACAACCCCAAGACAGAAUACAUAUUCAUGGCAGGAAAGACCAUCGACUUUUUAACGCAAAAAAUUUUUGAAAACGAAUUCGGCACGUCCAUUCUUUAUUUAUCUUUCUUCGUUGCGUAUUUGGCCCUCCUUGCACACGAUAAUAAAGUGAACCUCCUGGUGCAGAAGCUCAAGUUCAAAUACGCCAAUAACAUGUUUGCCAUUGGCCACCCCAAUUAUGCCAAGUACUUAAACAAGCUGAGGAAUCCUCGGAAGGGCAACUAG
Messenger RNA from Plasmodium coatneyi, 504 nucleotides. RefSeq lists its product as uncharacterized. The transcript has a single exon. Lineage: Eukaryota; Apicomplexa; Aconoidasida; Haemosporida; Plasmodiidae. The record is from RefSeq and is a predicted model, not a curated record. The coding region runs from base 1 to 504 and encodes 167 amino acids.